ACAACAAUGUCCAACCAGUCUCGCAACGAGUUUCUUCAGGAAAGGCUAGACUCUUUGGCAAAGAUAGACCAGAAUCUUGUGUCUGUUAUAGACAACCUAUCCUCGCUAUUGAAUCACAUCCACAUCGGCAAAAAGAACUUGCUUAUCAACAACAACAACCCUAACAGCAAUCGACAAACAGAAGAUGAUGUCAACUCAGAUAUCAAGUGUUUUUUCCAAAACCUAGAAGAAAGCACAACCAAGUUGAGGAGAGAAAUCAAAUUGCACGACAACAGAAUUGGUUACAACUUUAAAAAAGAUAAUAUCGUUUCCAUAUUACCAAUCAACCUCACCAAGAAUGCGACAUGGGUUGGCGAUUGGAAUUUCAAGAAUCAGAUUAAUACUGUAGAUAUGUUGUUUAAAAAUGAUCCCAACUACGAGCAAAUAGAUGAUAAUAACAACGAUAUCAAAAAAGAAGAUAAUAAUGAUGACAGUAACAGCAAUGAAAAUAAAAUUGAAAUUAAAAUUGAAAAUGAAAAUUUAAAAAAAGAAGAG
Ascoidea rubescens DSM 1968 is the source of this 534-nucleotide messenger RNA. RefSeq names its product Med11p (gene MED11). The annotation marks the transcript as partial. Gene Ontology annotation, molecular function: transcription coregulator activity. The transcript has a single exon. Lineage: Eukaryota; Fungi; Ascomycota; Saccharomycetes; Ascoideales; Ascoideaceae. Gene Ontology annotation, biological process: regulation of transcription by RNA polymerase II. Gene Ontology annotation, cellular component: mediator complex. The record is from RefSeq and is a predicted model, not a curated record.